CCCUCCCCCUAACGGCGGCGCAAAGAGGCUCAGCAGCUUCUCCGCCGCCUUUAUAUAGCAACUGGAUCCCUCCGCGUUAACUCAACUACCUAUAUCCCUCCGCAAAAAUUGACUGCGAGGUAGUUCCUUACGGCUUGGUUGCUUCAGCUUAGGGUGAGCAGCCGCUGGAACGCCAGAGCCGCGGAGAAGAUCGCGGUGAUAAACGUGAAGUUAGCGACAGAGCCCAGGCAGCUUUUCAGCCGAACAAAGGCACUGCCACAGCGCCUGUAAUGCCCCUCCCCCCACCCCGCAGGCGGAAAUAGCCGGAGUUAGACGAAGACAGUAGCGGAAGGAGACGGAAAUUGCCGAUAGUGGGGUGUCUGACGGUGGCCGAGAAGGCGCUGGGAGAGCGGCGGAAAUUGCCGAGUUCCAUCUUCCGCAGAGACCCUGACGGAAGUCCCCGAAGAGGUCGGUUCCGAAGAUUACCGAACUCGCACGUCAGGUAGUGGUACUUGUCACUGCGGCUGCCCACUCCGAAGACUGCCGAAAGAGGCUCUGGGGAGCGGUGGGAAGGGUCGAGGCCGCCGCCAUAGAGGCUGAGGCGGAGGGCAGCUGGUGCAGCGGUGUGGAAGGCCGAGGCGCCGCCGCUGCCUUCCCCGCGCCAGAACCAUGUUUCGACUACCUGCUGUCCGCAGGACCUUAGCUGGAGUCUCCCAGUCAUCCAGAGUGUGUGGGCGUACAACUGCAACAGCAGCCAGCAACCAAAUAGAAGUGUUUGUAGAUGGCCAACCUGUAUUGGUGAACCCGGGAACCACAGUUCUUCAGGCAUGUGAAAAGGCUGGAGUUCAGAUACCUCGCUUUUGUUACCAUGAUCGUCUCUCUGUCGCUGGAAACUGUAGGAUGUGUCUUGUGGAAAUAGAGAAGGCUCCAAAGCCAGUUGCUGCUUGUGCCAUGCCAGUUAUGAAGGGCUGGAACAUACUGACAAACUCUGAGAAGUCCAGGAAAGCAAGAGAGGGUGUAAUGGAGUUCCUGCUGGCAAAUCACCCAUUGGACUGUCCUAUCUGUGAUCAGGGUGGAGAAUGUGAUCUACAGGAUCAAUCGAUGAUGUUUGGCAGUGAUAGGAGUAGAUUUAGAGAGGGAAAACGUGCUGUGGAGGACAAGAAUAUUGGUCCUUUAGUCAAAACAAUCAUGACUCGGUGUAUACAGUGCACUCGAUGUAUCAGGUUUGCUAGCGAGGUUGCAGGGGUAGAUGACUUGGGCACAACUGGAAGAGGAAAUGAUAUGCAAGUUGGUACUUAUGUUGAAAAAAUGUUCAUGUCUGAGUUAUCAGGAAAUAUUAUUGACAUUUGCCCAGUUGGUGCUCUUACCUCUAAGCCAUAUGCCUUUACUGCACGCCCAUGGGAGACAAGGAAGGUAGAGUCAAUUGAUGUUCUUGAUGCAAUUGGAAGUAACAUUGUUGUGAGCACGAGAACUGGAGAAGUGAUGAGAAUUUUGCCAAGGCUGCAUGAAGAUAUCAACGAGGAAUGGAUAUCUGACAAAACAAGGUUUGCUUAUGAUGGUCUGAAGCGUCAGAGGCUUACUCAGCCAAUGAUAAAGAAUGAGAAAGGAAUCUUUGUUUAUGCCUCAUGGGAGGAUGUGUUGACUCGCGUUGCUGGUGUGCUACAGGCUGUGGAAGGUAAGGAAGUAGCAGCAAUUGUAGGAGGACUGGUGGAUGCAGAAGCACUCGUAGCUCUGAAAGACAUACUGAAUAGAGUAAACUCUGAUACACUGUGCACUGAAGAGGUCUUCCCUACUGCUGGAGCUGGCACAGACUUACGCUCUAACUACCUGCUUAAUACCAAGAUAGCUGGAGUGGAGGAGGCAGACGUCGUUCUUCUGGUUGGCACCAAUCCGCGCUUUGAGGCACCGCUUUUUAAUGCUAGACUUCGGAAGAGCUGGCUCCACAAUGACUUGCAAGUGGCCCUUGUUGGCUCGCCUGUGAAUUUGACUUACAGAUAUGAUCAUCUAGGAGAGUCCCCACAGAUACUCCAGGACAUUGCUUCUGGAAAACAUGCAUUCUGCAAGGUCCUUGACCAGGCCAAAAAGCCAGUGGUGGUGGUAGGCAGUGCAGCGCUGCAGCGCAGUGACGGGGCAGCCAUCCAUGCUGCUGUUUCCACCAUUGCCCAAAACGCCAGGACCAAAAGCGGUGUUGGCUCUGACUGGAAGGUCAUGAACAUCCUCCACAGGGUUGCAAGCCAGGUGGCAGCUUUGGAUCUGGGUUUCAAACCGGGAGUGGAAGCAAUUAGGAAAAAUCCUCCCAAAGUAUUGUAUCUCCUGGGAGCAGACUCGGGUUGUAUAACACGUCAGGAUUUGCCAAAAGAUUGUUUUAUCAUCUAUCAAGGACACCACGGGGAUGUGGGAGCUCCCAUGGCUGAUGUUAUUCUCCCAGGAGCAGCGUAUACAGAGAAAGCAGCCACAUACGUCAAUACCGAGGGUCGAGCCCAGCAGACCAGAGUAGCAGUAACACCACCUGGAAUGGCAAGGGAAGACUGGAGAAUCAUUAGGGCUGUCUCUGAGUUGGCUGGCAUGACCUUGCCUUACGAGAACCUUGAUCAAAUACGGAAGCGUUUAGAAGAAGUAUCUCCUAAUCUGGUUCGAUACGAUGAUGUGGAAGAGGCCAACUACUUCAGCCAGGCAAAUGAACUGUCAAAGUUAGUGAAGCAACAGCUUCUCACUGAUCCUCUUGUUCCACCUCAGCUCACAAUAAAAGACUUUUAUAUGACAGAUUCUAUCAGUAGAGCAUCCCAGACAAUGGCCAAAUGUGUGAAAGCUGUUGUUGAAGGUGCUCAUGCAGUAGAAGAGCCAUCCAUCUGCUAGACUGCUAUUACCUUCAUCCAAGUAUUUGUUGCAGUUAAUUGCAACAAAUCUAUUUGCUAGGUUGCUGUAUUUUUCUUCUAAUUCACAUUUUCAUCAGUUCAAAUAGUCCCCUAAUAUUCUAGGACUGUUGUUGUGCCUAAGAGAACAUGCAGCACUCAACCUACUGUACCCAGAAGCAGAGCACAUGAGGAUUGUAUACAAAUAAAUUAUAAUACCAAACAGUC
Messenger RNA from Colius striatus (speckled mousebird), 3059 nucleotides. RefSeq names its product NADH:ubiquinone oxidoreductase core subunit S1 (gene NDUFS1). Gene Ontology annotation, molecular function: NADH dehydrogenase (ubiquinone) activity; iron-sulfur cluster binding. The transcript has 19 exons. Gene Ontology annotation, cellular component: membrane. The coding region runs from base 649 to 2835 and encodes 728 amino acids. Gene Ontology annotation, biological process: ATP synthesis coupled electron transport. The record is from RefSeq and is a predicted model, not a curated record. Lineage: Eukaryota; Metazoa; Chordata; Aves; Coliiformes; Coliidae.